AUGGAUGUUGGCACUAGACUGAGUACUGAUGACAGUAAUCUAUUUGAGAGCCCUACAUUAUAUCACAGCACAAUAGGAGCCUUGCAGUACCUAACACUGACUAGACCAGAUAUUAGCUUCACAGUUAAUCGUUGUAGUCAGUUUUUACAAGCCCCAACUGAGUUACAAUGGCAAGCAUGCAAGCGAGUUCUGCGAUAUGUUAAAGGGACACACUAUGGGCUACAGUUUAAACUAGCAAGUUCCCUAAACAUUGAGUGCUAUGCUGAUGCGGAUUGGGGUAGUAAUGUUGAAGAUAGAAGAUCUACUAGUGGAUAUUGUGGCUAUCUUGGACCUAAUCUAAUUCAGUGGAGCUCUAGGAAACAAAAAGUUGUUGCGUUAUCAUCCACUGAAGCUGAAUACAGGGCGUUAGCACAAACUGCUACAGAGGUUGCAUGGCUUCAAAGUAUGUUCACUGAACUCAGCCUUCACUUUCCCUCAAAACCUGUAAUUUGGUGUGACAAUACAAGUGCUGGAGCCUUGGCUUCAAAUCCAGUCUUUCAUGCAAGAACAAAGCAUAUAGAAAUAGAUGCUCACUACAUUAGGGAGCAAGUUCUUGCCAAGAAUCUGACAGUUCAAUAUGCACCAUCAAAAUUGCAGAUUGCAGAUGUGUUGACAAAGGCAUUAUCUGUUGUUCAAUUUACUGAGCUAAGGUAG
Pistacia vera is the source of this 693-nucleotide messenger RNA. RefSeq names its product secreted RxLR effector protein 161-like. The transcript has a single exon. The record is from RefSeq and is a predicted model, not a curated record. The coding region runs from base 1 to 693 and encodes 230 amino acids. NCBI's taxonomy places the organism in Eukaryota, Viridiplantae, Streptophyta, Magnoliopsida, Sapindales, Anacardiaceae.